AUGAGUGUUCUUAUUAUUCGCCUUCUUUUUUAUAUACUUGGAUUUCUUUCUUUCUUUCUUCUUCUUCUUCUUCUUCUUCUUUUCUUUAUAUUUUACUUCCUCAGAUUACACAUAUCAGUUUAUUUUUUAAUCAGGAUGAUUAUGUUUGCUUUAUUGUCGUCCUCUCCUCCUCCACUUCUUUUUCUUCCAUCUUUUAUUUGUCUUUUCUAUUUUGAUUGUGUUUCUUCUCUCUUUCUUUCUUUCUUUUUUUCUUUCUUUCUAUGUUUCGAUUUUGUUUCUUUUAUUUUCUUCUUUCUUUCUUUCUUUCUUUCUUUCUAUGUUUCGAUUUUGUUUCUUUUUUUCUUCUAUCUUUCUUUCUAUGUUUCGAUUUUGUUUCUUUUAUUUUCUUCUCUCUUUCUUUCUUUCUUUCUUUCUUUCUUUCUUUCUAUGUUUCGAUUUUGUUUCUUUUAUAUUCUUCUCCCUUUCUUUCUUUCUUUCUAUGUUUCGAUUUUGUUUCUUUUAUUUUCUUCUCUCUUUCUUUCUUUCUUUCUUUUUUUCUUUCUAUGUUUCGAUUUUGUUUCUUUUAUUUUCUUCUCCCUUUCUUUCUUUCUUUCUUUCUAUGUUUCGAUUUUGUUUCUUUUUUUCUUCUAUCUUUCUUUCUAUGUUUCGAUUUUGUUUCUUUUAUUUUCUUCUCUCUUUCUUUCUUUCUUUCUUUCUUUCUUUCUAUGUUUCGAUUUUGUUUCUUUUAUUUUCUUCUCCCUUUCUUUCUUUCUUUCUUUCUAUGUUUCGAUUUUGUUUCUUUUAUUUUCUUGUAUUUUUCUUUCUUUCUUUCUUUCUUUCUUUCUUUCUAUGUUUCGAUUUUGUUUCUUUUAUUUUCUUCUCUCUUUCUUUCUUUCUUUCUAUUCUAUUAUAUAUUUUUAUCGUGCUUCUCCUCCCUUUCUUUCUAUUUUAUGUUUCGAUUUUGUUACUUCUCUUUUUUCUUCUUUCUUUCUUUCUUUCUUUCUUUCGUUCUUUCUUUCUUUCUUUCUUUCUUUAUUUUGA
Messenger RNA from Acanthosepion pharaonis, 1020 nucleotides. Lineage: Eukaryota; Metazoa; Mollusca; Cephalopoda; Sepiida; Sepiidae. The record is from the annotation of a GenBank genome assembly.